Messenger RNA from Nothoprocta perdicaria, 1843 nucleotides. RefSeq names its product estrogen related receptor beta (gene ESRRB). Gene Ontology annotation, molecular function: steroid binding; zinc ion binding; DNA-binding transcription factor activity. The transcript has 7 exons. Gene Ontology annotation, cellular component: nucleus. The record is from RefSeq and is a predicted model, not a curated record. Lineage: Eukaryota; Metazoa; Chordata; Aves; Tinamiformes; Tinamidae. The coding region runs from base 52 to 1416 and encodes 454 amino acids. Gene Ontology annotation, biological process: regulation of DNA-templated transcription.
CCGCUUCCUUAUCAUUUUUCUCCUCCACGCGGGAAUGCUCCAGCGGGACUGAUGGACAUUUCCGAGCUGUGCAUCUCCGACCCGCUCGGCUACCACAACCAGCUGCUCGGAAGGAUGGCCACGGAGGAGCGGCACCUGUCCUCCAGCUGUGGGUCCUUCAUCAAGACUGAGCCCUCCAGCCCGUCUUCCGGCAUCGAUGCCAUCAGCCACCACAGCCCGAGCGGCUCCUCCGAUGCCAGCGGCGGCUACGGCAUCGCCAUGGGAAGCCACCCCAACGGCCUGGACUCGCCGCCCAUGUUCAACGGCGCGGGGAUCGGCGGCGGCUCCUGCCGUAAGCGGUACGAUGACUGCGCCAGCGCCAUCAUGGAGGACUCGCCCACCAAGUGCGAGUACAUGCUCAAUGCCAUUCCCAAGCGGCUGUGCCUCGUGUGCGGGGACAUUGCCUCGGGGUACCACUAUGGAGUGGCCUCCUGUGAGGCGUGCAAAGCCUUCUUCAAGAGGACUAUUCAAGGGAAUAUUGAAUACAGCUGUCCGGCCACCAACGAAUGUGAGAUCACGAAACGGAGGCGCAAGUCCUGCCAGGCCUGCCGCUUCAUGAAAUGCCUCAAAGUGGGGAUGCUGAAAGAAGGUGUUCGUCUGGAUAGAGUCCGUGGAGGCCGCCAGAAGUACAAGAGGAGACUGGAUUCUGAGAGCAGCACUUACCUGAGCUUACAGAUCCCUCCGCCCGCUAAAAAGCCACUGACUAAGAUCGUCUCGCACUUGCUGGUGGCAGAGCCAGAGAAGAUCUACGCCAUGCCUGAUCCAACCAUGCCCGAGAGUGACAUCAAAGCCCUGACAACCCUCUGUGACCUGGCGGACAGGGAGCUGGUGGUCAUCAUUGGCUGGGCAAAGCACAUCCCAGGGUUCUCCAAUCUGUCCCUUGGGGACCAGAUGAGCCUCUUGCAGAGUGCCUGGAUGGAGAUCCUCAUCUUGGGCAUUGUGUACCGCUCCCUGCCCUACGAGGACAAGCUGGUCUAUGCUGAGGACUACAUUAUGGAUGAAGAGCACUCUCGUCUGACGGGGCUGCUGGAGCUCUACCUGGCCAUCCUGCAACUGGUGCGUCGCUACAAGAAGCUCAAGGUGGAAAAGGAGGAGUUUGUCACGCUCAAGGCCCUGGCCCUCGCCAACUCAGACUCCAUGCACAUAGAGGACAUGGAUGCAGUGCAGAAACUCCAGGACCUCCUGCAUGAAGCCCUGCAGGACUACGAGCUGAGUCAGCGCAACGAGGAGCCCCGGCGAGCAGGCAAGCUGCUCCUGACCUUGCCUCUCCUGCGGCAGACGGCCGCCAAAGCUGUGCAGCAUUUCUACAGCAUCAAACUGCAGGGCAAGGUUCCCAUGCAUAAACUCUUCCUAGAAAUGCUAGAGGCAAAGGUCUGACGGCCCCAGUGCCAGCCAUCAGUGGCCGGGGAACAAACUAGAAACAAAGAUGCAGACAACGGAGCAAUCCAAACAGCAGCAGCAGCAGUCGCCGCCGGCUUUUAUCUCCAAUCAUUUAUUAUGGAAGAAUUAUUUAAUGUCUAUCUGUCGGCGUGACUGCAGAAUCUCGUGUACAGGAGGGGGGAAACUCUUUUAAUCGCUCACUUGUUUCUCUUUCUUUUUUGUUUGUUUUCUCUGUGGGAAAUAGCAGACUAAGCUCUUGCACUCGUGCAGGCGGUCACUGGGGUCCAGCCUCGCCGAGCAGUGAUGCGCUCAGCGCUCCCCGGGGCUGCCUGCUCCCCAGCUCCCUCCGCCAGUGCUGGAGGGGGAGGGGGGACCGAAGCAGGAAAGAGGAGAACAGAGUCCGUAUAAACUUCACCUGCUGCUG